AUGUCCCGACCGCCUACUCCCUCCGAGAUACAGUAUAUGGUCAAUCAUGCUCAAGAUGAUCUGAGAACAGCAAUGAUAGUGAGCAGUGCCGUCGCUGGGGUCAUGUCAAUCGUGUUCGUGGCCUUGCGAAUCGCAGCAAGGAAGCUACCUGGUAUUCCCUUCGGUGCAGACGAUUGGUGGAUGUUUUUCUUGUUUCUCGGCACGCCGAUAACAUUCGCGUGGACCACAAGAUACGGCGCUGGACGGCAUGUGAUUCUCCUUACAGAUCCGAAAACCUUCUCCACGUUGUUACUCAUCGCGGAGAUCCUCUACUUCACGAACAUAUACACGAUCAAGAUAUCACUGCUGUAUCUUUACCGCCGCAUCUUUCCCCUCCAGUGGUUCAAGCGUGUCCUUUUGGCGUUCGGAAUAUUUCUAACGGCAAUGACGCUGGCUUCUUUGCUGGUCUGCGUUCUUCAAUGCAUACCGCUUCAGAAGAUGUGGAACCCGGCUGUGUCUGGCCACUGUGUCGAGUUUGGAAAGUUUGCCCUGGCUAUGUCGUGUAUCAACAUUUGUACCGACGUUUUCAUGCUUGCUCUGCCCUUACCGGUCGUCUGGGGACUCAAAAUCAACGCCACCCAGAAAUGGCUAGUGAGCUUGUCAUUCGUCAUGGGAGGAUCUGCCUGCAUCGUCUGCCUUAUCCGGUUGCUAUUCGUACUUCGAGUGGCCUCUACACCGGAUCCGACUUGGGACAGCAUCCCGUCCGGCAUUACAUCUACCUUCGAGCUUUCUGUUGGUAUUUUUGCGGCCUCCUUCCCAACGUAUCGCCCGCUGUACAAAAUGAUAUUCAAGGGUAAAGGUGCCGAUACGACUGCACAGAGCAGCGGCUAUGGGAGUGGACAGUCUUCUCAGAGGAAGCGGUCCCGAACCCAACGCGCUGAGCCUCAUCGGAUCAUAAAGAUGACCACGAUUCGGAGCGAGACGGGUCCACGGGAUACAGAUGAGGAAAGACUGUACGUGGUGGGGUCAGAUCUCGACACAAACCGGGACGGUUCGCCAUGA
Trematosphaeria pertusa is the source of this 1041-nucleotide messenger RNA. RefSeq lists its product as uncharacterized. The transcript has 5 exons. The record is from RefSeq and is a predicted model, not a curated record. Bases 1 to 1041 code for a protein of 346 amino acids. NCBI's taxonomy places the organism in Eukaryota, Fungi, Ascomycota, Dothideomycetes, Pleosporales, Trematosphaeriaceae.